UCCUCCUCCUAGUUCACGCCUCUGGCUGAUGUGCAAGGUUUUGCAGAGGCCAGGGACUUGUUUUCUGGGCUUGGCAAAAGUACAUAGGAAGAAUCCAGGGCUUCCCGGCUGGGAGGAGGGAGGAGAGCUGAAGAUCCCUGCCUUUGGCUCAGCUAAGCAAAGUGGGCAGCUCAGUGCUUGAAAGAGGAUUGUGCUCGCACUAGAUAUCAUAUCCAAAAAUUACAGGAUGCUUACAAAGUCAGGGCAGUGAUGCAGGAAUACUUCAAUUAUUGUUGUACAUUAUUAAUACUGUUGCCGGGCAAGAUCUGUGGUUCUCUGGUCAGCAAGUUCUGGCAAUGAAGCCACUGGCGCUGAUGCAAAGAAUUCUGGGAUGUCUGACAAUGAAAUGGAUGGAAGGACUCACAUUCCAUCUCUACUUAAUGCCCUUUUGUCCAGAAAUCGGGUCAUGCAAAUGAACUACUUGAAAAGUAAAGAACAAGGCUAUGGAAAGCUAAGCAGUGAUGAAGACCUCGAAAUAAUUGUUGAUCAGAAGCAGGUAGUAGGUGUAACCUUGAAGAAAAAAUGGCACUGUCUUCAAAAAAGUGACCUGACCCUGGCUUUGGGCAAAGGCUCUAGGGCUGCAGAUAAGGCUGUUGCCAUGGUGAUGAAGGAGAUACCGAGGGAGGAGUCUGCAGAAGAAAAGCCCCUCCUUACUGUGACAUCACAGCUGGUGAGUGAGCAGCAAGAAAGCAGACCUCUCCUGAGCCCCUCCAUCGAUGACUUCCUCUGUGAAACCAAAUCCGAGGCCAUUGCAAAGCCAGUAACGUCCAACACAGCCGUGUUGACCACUGGCUUGGAUCUCCUUGACCUGAGUGAACCUGUCUCUCAAACCCAAACCAAAGCCAAGAAAUCAGAGUCCUCAUCAAAGAGCUCAUCCCUCAAGAAGAAAGUUGAUGGCUCUGACCUCAUCAGUGCAGAUGCUGAGCAGAGGGCCCAGGCUCUCCGGGGCCCGGAGACAUCAUCCUUAGACUUAGUAGACAUUCAAACACAACUGGAAAAAUGGGAUGAUGUCAAGUUCCAUGGUGACCGAACCAGCAAGGGGCAUCUCAUGGCUGAAAGGAAGUCAUGCUCAUCUAGAACUGGAUCCAAAGAGCUCCUGUGGUCCUCAGAACAUAGAUCUCAGCCGGAGCUGAGCGCUGGGAAGAGUGCCCUCAACUCCGAGUCGGCUUCCGAGUUGGAACUUGUGGCUCCAGCACAGGCUCGCCUCACCAAAGAGCACCGCUGGGGGAGCGCUCUGCUCUCCAGGAACCAUUCCCUAGAAGAGGAGUUUGAAAGAGCAAAAGCAGCAGUAGAGUCAGACACGGAGUUCUGGGAUAAGAUGCAGGCAGAGUGGGAAGAAAUGGCCCGGAGGAACUGGAUAUCCGAGAACCAAGAAGCCCAGAACCAAGUCACCGUGUCGGCCAGUGAGAAGGGUUAUUACUUCCACACUGAAAACCCCUUCAAGGACUGGCCUGGAGCAUUUGAAGAAGGCUUAAAAAGGCUGAAGGAAGGAGACCUGCCUGUCACCAUCCUGUUCAUGGAAGCAGCAAUUCUUCAGGACCCUGGAGACGCUGAGGCAUGGCAGUUUCUUGGUAUAACCCAGGCAGAGAAUGAAAAUGAACAAGCAGCCAUUGUCGCCCUCCAGAGGUGCCUGGAGUUGCAGCCCAACAACUUGAAAGCUCUGAUGGCCUUGGCCGUGAGUUACACCAACACUGGCCAUCAACAGGAUGCCUGUGAAGCUCUGAAGAACUGGAUUAAGCAGAAUCCAAAGUACAAAUACCUUGUAAAGAACAAGAAGGGCUCUCCAGGCCUCACUCGGCGGAUGUCUAAGUCACCAGUUGACAGCUCUGUUCUGGAAGGGGUGAAGGAAUUAUACCUGGAAGCUGCCCACCAAAAUGGCGACAUGAUAGACCCGGACCUGCAAACAGGUCUUGGAGUUCUGUUCCACCUGAGCGGGGAGUUCAACAGAGCAAUCGAUGCAUUUAACGCUGCCUUAACUGUUAGGCCAGAGGAUUACUCACUGUGGAACCGUCUUGGGGCAACCCUGGCAAAUGGAGACCGCAGUGAGGAAGCUGUGGAGGCCUACACGAGAGCACUGGAGAUCCAGCCAGGCUUCAUCCGCUCCAGAUACAACCUGGGGAUCAGCUGCAUCAACCUGGGCGCCUACAGAGAAGCGGUAAGCAACUUUCUCACUGCCCUCAGUUUGCAAAGAAAGAGCAGGAACCAGCAACAAGUCCCUCACCCUGCCAUCUCGGGGAACAUCUGGGCUGCCCUCAGAAUUGCUCUGUCACUGAUGGACCAGCCAGAACUCUUCCAGGCAGCCAACCUUGGUGACUUGGAUGUCCUCCUAAGAGCUUUCAACUUGGAUCCUUAAAGGAAAAGGAGGGAAUACAGAAUAAGCCCUCAUCUGCUAUUAUACUUAAAAGGGACAAAACUAUUUUAUUAUGGAUUUCCAAAAAAAAAGAGAUUUUUUUAAAGGCUAAAGCAGAGAGUCAAAAGGCUGUGGUCAUAUAACCCAAGGGAAUUGAUUACUAUAGACAAUCCCUAGCCUCUGUUCAGAUCCAAAAGCACAAAGUCAAGGUUGGGUUCAAGAACUAAGAUUCUCCAAACAAGCCAAGAUAAGGUCACCAUGUAUACUCCUCCAAGUUACAAGUGGACUUUGAGUUAGUCCCUCCCCAGUCACAGCUGGUGGACUCACAGCUGGUGGCCCAUCUGAGGAGCCUGCCUGUUCAUGGGGCCUAGCAAGACAGUUUGUCUGCGGGCAGUGAACUCAGGCUGACUCAAAGGUGUCUGCGCCUUUCGAGAGACUGAACAUAGUCUGGGCCAUUGGCGCAUGCACACAUACAGCCCGAGUUAAGGCAGACAUCGCUUCCCCCUCCUCCUUUCAACUUUUUACUGUAAGCCGUUGUUUCCAGAGAGAGAAAGCGCUUUGCUGGCAACAGCAGUUUUUGCACUAGACGUUUUUGCUGUUCCCAAUGAAAUCCUGUCUAGGAUUGUAAAUAAGCACUUUAAUAUCUUAUUUAUGCCUUGCUGGGCUUCGGGUUUGUUGCUUGGCUUCUAACUUGGCGGAGGGUGGGGACUAGAAGAUUUGAGACAGAUUUGUUAGCUCAAUGGACCAAAUAAAAAAAUGACAAGAGUUUUUCUUAGUGUAGGGUUUUGAAGGCGUGUUGGCACAAAGUGUAAAUGUGUUAAACCCAGUUUCCUUUGCGUGCUUUCUGGGACUCUGUGGAUCUCAGUGGGAAGCAAGAUUCUGCCUCAGCAUUCUCCCUGCAGAAGGAAGCUUGGCAAUCCUGUGAUUUCUAAUGGGUUUGUGUUAACUUGUUUUCAUACCCUGUUUUCUGGCUUUCUAACUGCCCUGCACAAGAUACUCCUUUUAAACUGUUGCUAUUUUAAAUGGUAUUUCUUAAGCGUGAUAAAUACAUUUUUCCUAAAGUUGAUGUGUUUCCUCAAUUCCAUAAGAGCCCACACUGUCCACCUCCUGGAGUUGUGAGGGACAGAAGGUCACAUGUGUGACUGAGCUGCACUGGGUGGCAGAGUUGUCUCUGAAGAGGCGCCCCUUGGGCUCUAAUUUAAACACUCAGCAAGAGUCAGGCCUUUUCCACUGGCAGAGACACCUUAUUUAAUGGUUGGUCUUCCACGUAUUUCUUCAGCUUACUUUGUGGGUGUUUGGGACUCAGUGAUAAAUUUGUGGGUGGUUGGAGCUCAGUGGUUAUUUCAAAAGAUACACUUACGAAGAAUUAGAAUAAUGUUGGCAAAAGACUAACCAAAAUACCAUUUUGCUUGGCUCUGAUGUUAGCAAAUUUCCCUGUUUUUCUUCACGUGUGCCCUUCCCACCUCCAGACUCUUCCUGGAAGUAGCCUGGUCCCAACUUUUUCAUGUUCUUUGCUUACUAAGAGCUCACCCCACCAACAACUGUCGCUACCAAAAACCAUAUUUUGAGUCAAAGCGGAUUAAUUAACUAUGUAAUUAUCUACUCCUGGUUGAAAAUGUGCCCAGAGGCUGACUGAGCCCCUCCAUCACUGUGGAGUCCUCUGGAUUGUGAGAGACCUGAAGUUCACAGGCAUCCAUUCCUGGGCACGGCAACAACUCAUGCUAGCCUUUAGCAGCUGAACCAUCUCUCCAUCCAUGGUUCAUGCUUUCUAUUAGUCUGGGCAGCAAAGGAAAGGUCAAAUGUAUUUUGAAGAACAGAUUUUCUAGACCAGUGGUUCUCAACUUGUGGGUCACAACUCCUUCGGUAAAAUUCUAUCUCCAAAAAUAUUUAUAUUAUGAUUCAUAACAGUGGCAUUGCUAUGAAGUAACAAUGAGAAUAAUUUUAUGGUUAGGGGGUUACCACAGAAAGAAGAACUGUAUUAAAGGGUCACAGCAUUAGGAUGGUUGAGAACCACUGCUCUAGACUGUUAGAAACACUGGGAAGACCUCUUCGGACCAGACUGUAGACUAUCAGCUUGAAUGUUGCUGAUAGUGUUGUGACCAUUCCUACCUCCUUCCUCACUCCAAGUGUCACCUGUUGGCCACCUGAUUUGAUUCCCUCAGAGACCCUCCCAAGCCUGUAAACAAAAAGGUUCAAAGCAACCUUCAUGGCCAUUCUGUUCAUAACACUCCCCAGGCCCUGGUCUUGCAAGGAUAAUGACCUACCACACCCUCAGCCCAAUCACUUCACACAGGAGCUGAGUCUUAGCCUGACUAGCGCAAAUGUGGGGAGUUUCAUUUCAUUUGACUGUUGCUAAGUAGCGCCACAUAUCGUGGCCCAAGUUUAUUUUACCGAGAUACCAAGUAACUUCAAACUCUAGGGAGUUAUGUUAGAAGACAGUUGACAAUUAUCCACCUCACCAUUAUAUAACAUUUUGUAGAACAUUUUGUGGACUUUCUCCAAUCUGUUAGUUAGUUCUGUCCAUAACAAUUAAGAUUUUUGUAGACUACCACCUAUCGGGAAGUCCAAAAUUAUUUGCCUAAGAGGGAAAGAGUUGCACUUCGCAAUGCUAUGGUGAUGAUAAUAAGUACAAACCAAUAACUAAAAAGUAGAACCUUGUAUAAACAGAGCCAUAGCAGACAUUAAGCAAUGAGACUUUAGUGUCUUUCCCAUGGCAUUGGCAUCUUUUCGUGGUAUUUUUAAAUGCAGAAGUGUCGAGGACUUUUCAUUUUCACAGCAAGAAAUCUGCCUUUUGUCUUUCUGUUUGAAAUUCUUUUGAGGUCCUGGGGGAGGAUCUUAAGGAUGGUACUCAUUCAUACAAUGGCCACUCAGUAGCUUCCAGGGACUGAUUUUGCCAGUAAAUUGGAUGAAAAUGUAGAGAAAGCCAUUAAUCACUGCUGAGUUUCAAAAUGUUACAAGUUUUGAUAGAACAUCUGUAUGCAAAGAAGAGGCAGAAGAAAAAGGGACUGGAGAUGUAGCUCAGUGCAUCCCAGAACUACAUAAACCAACCACGGUGGUAUAAAGCUGCAGUCUCAGCACUUGGGACAUGGAAGCAGGAAGAUCAGGUGACUACAGUCAUGCUGGACUCUAGGAGACCAUGUACAGCUGAGGAGUAAGGAACCUUCUAACCCAAUCAUUCUCGGUAACUCUGCAUUCUCUGUACUUCAUCCCAACAGCCCUCCCUACAACCCACCGGAAACUUUAAUAUCUAACAAUGAAGUGCACUUCCCAGCCAGUCUGAUGUCUGCCAGAAUUGGGUAGGAACAUCCAGAAUACACUCACUCUCAGACUUCCAUGCCAUUUCUAUUUAUAUUGAGAGAUCAUGCUGACUCUUAGAUCAAUAUCCAAAUUCUCUUUUAGAUAAGUCGUGCUGGCGUAUCCUCACCAUAUGGAAAAGGCUUGACUGUAAUUGUAGCUCAUCUCACAGUUCCCAAACCCCUCACCAUAAAGUUUAUCUGUGCACUCCUGGGGGACCAGAGGAAAGUGGAUGGUCACUCUGUGUCCUCAUCUCUCUGCUUCCACACAGUGGAAUUAACUUAGCACUGCGAUGGUGGUAGUAUUUUCUUUCCUGUCCUGACAUGCUUCUAGAAGCAGUCUAGAAACCAGGUUUUUGGAAUAUUUAAUUCAUGUGCCAUCUUUCUAAGACCUUUUAUUUUGAAAAUGAAGACACAGGCAACACCCACAACUUCAACCUUGUAACAUAGCUUCAAACCGGUUCCCUAUGCAAAUGUUCCUGCACAAUGCCCUUCUCAUCCCACUAUUUACAGGACUGGCUGAAUUAAGCUGUUUUGAACUAAGAAGUAGAUACGUAUAUUUUUAAAGAAUGUUCAUAGAUCAACUCUGGCAUAAAGUUUGUAAAAAGGCAAUUUUUAAAAAGCAAAACAUAUAACCUCAGGUACAAAACUAUUGCAUGCAUCAGUACUUAAAAAUCCGCCUAUGACUAUUAACCAAAGCAUGCAGGAUACUUUACCAAAUGUAAACUGGCCCACUUGCCCUGUGCAUGACUGGUGUCAUAGGCUAGCUUGUCUUUCCACUCUUCUCAACAAACAAGCACUUCCUAGUGUUCCAGUAUUUUCUAUGUGCUUCCCCAUCUCACCCUGCAGACGGUUAGCCUGCUAUCACAUUGGCAAUGACUGAUGAUCACAGGUUGGCACAUACCCUGUUACUGACAGUCCCAGCUCAAUCUUCUGAGGGAUCCAGGUAUAGACAUGGGUCCUUAAAAACCCAUGUGAAGCUUGACAGAGCUAAAACUGUGACAAAGACAUACAGUUGUCUCUGCACACGAAGCUCUAAAUUCCUGAUAGUGUAUUUCAAGGUUUCUUUUCAAAAAGUUUAGGGAAAAUUUUGAAAACAUUGGGAUUCUAACUUUUUCGGGGAGGUUCAAGUGAUGCCAUGCACACGGAGAUUGCCCUGAGACAAAGUGGAGAUGGGGCCUUUGUUUCCCAUUGGGAUAGUACGUCACAGAGUAGAGGGUAGGUUACUGUUCUGUUUGCGAGGUCAAAGUCCCUCUCCCUUCGGAAACUAGAUUUGAUCAGCCUGACCGAAAACACUCCAGGGGUAGGGAGAUGAUUCUAUAGCCAAUGUCUUCUCUCUGUCUUUUCCUAAACCCCAGUUUUAUGAAAAGGCUGGGAAGUCUAGUGGGACCAGUGCUGGGGACAUAGUCCUACUGGUUUACUGCUUGUCUCCCAUGCACACAGCUGUCGGUUUGAUCUGGGCAUGGUGGCACACAUCCAUAAUCUCAGCAAGUGGGAGGUGGGGGCAGGAAGGUCGGGAAUUCAAGGUCAUCCUUGGCCAUAUGGAGCACAAGACCAUCCUGUGCAAUAUAGGACACUGUCUCAAAAAAAUUAAAAGGACUUUGAUUUGCGUCAUAUGUGAAAAACAACAUUUUUUACCCUUUCAUAAUGUCCCGUGCCCUCCCACACACAAGCCCAGAGUCUACACACUACUCUUUCCCCACACAGAGAAAGACCAUGGUGUGCAGGCAGUAAAAAAUUAAGAGGAAAGCACCAGGAAAUCAAAGUGUGAGGCUUAAUAGUUUCUCACACUGCACAUAGAUGCUGCAGUUGCUACAGAAACACCAAGUGAAAUGCUCUGGAGACCAGUGCCCCAGCCUCAGGACCAAGUGAAAUGCCUGGAGACCAGUGCCCCAGCCUCAGGACCAAGUGAAAUGCCUGCAGACCAGUGCCCCAGCCUCAGGACCUCCAGAGCCAGGGAAAGGGUAGCUGAGUAUCCCUCAGCAAGACAGAGAGACAGCACUAGAGAAACUUCACUGAAAUGCAUCUUUGAGGUUGGUUUGGUUUUUUUUUUUGAUUGAUGGGAGAGGGACUGGCAGGCACACGGUAGAAAACUGGGUAUCUGCCAUCCUCACUGAGACUCAGGACAUUCUUUCAUAGGGAUUUUGAGAGGACUGUGCCCUGUGAUCAGCGAGUUCAUGACCAUCAUGUUACCAUCAGUAAAGACACCACAGCCUAAAAUCAGCCUUUCUUCUCCGCUUCAUCAUCCGACCCAAGCCCUCCUCGACUUUCAUUACCUAACUGUUUACAUCAGUUGAAAAAAAUAGCUGAAUAAUUCAGUAACUUUUUACAACCUGUAAGAAGUGUUUAUUAACUAUUUAGAAACAUUUCUAUCUAUUUUAUAUAUCUAUGAAUACUGCAUAUCUAGUCUAACCUAAAAAUUGUGUUUUAAGAAAAGUGCCAUGAUGCUUUCCUUACUGUGCUCAAUAUCUUUAAAAAUCUGGGAGUUUCAUCUUCAGGCUGACAUAGGUAACAGAAAAACUGAACUUUAAAAGUUUACACUGAAUUUCUAAAUUAAUACCAACCCCAAAUUAAGUUAUCUGUAGUCAACUAAUGGCAAGGGAGAUUUGAAUAUUAUUGGCAUACUCUGAGAUAAUGUUUCUAUGGCACAGUGAAUGCACGCAGCCUACGCUGUCAUGUAGUAAGCCCUUGUCAUAGUCUUUCUCUGCAUUGCCUUUGGAAAUAAAACUACUAUAAAAAUAACCACUUGUCCUACUGAUGUGUUAAUUCACUCAGAUGACUUAUAAUUCGCAAAAUACUGAGCCUGAGGUAGUACGUUCAUACCUUAUUGAAGGCACACCUUCCUUUUUCACAUUAUUAACCUGUAUUUACAUCUGUGCGGUUUAAAACUAUGUUUCCAAAUAAAUUUUCUGUGGCUUUAUGGUCUUUUCAGGACUCUCUCAAGAUGGGAUUUCAGGUCAGAACCACUUAAAGCCAAGUAGAAACCAAUUACUACUGCUUUAAGAAAUAUCUUUCAUUGAGUAUCACUACAUAUAAUUUUGCAUGAAUCAUCUGGAAAGCAGAAUGCAUUUGUAGAUGAACCACAAAUCUUGAAAACUGUUUCCUUUGUUAAUUUUUUAAGACUAAAAUAUUAACCUAAAAUUGAAAUUUGUGAUCUUUUUAAAUAAAAGCAUUAAAAUAUG
Messenger RNA from Mesocricetus auratus (golden hamster), 8864 nucleotides. It is a transcript of the gene Pex5l, whose product is annotated as peroxisomal biogenesis factor 5 like. Gene Ontology annotation, molecular function: protein binding. NCBI's taxonomy places the organism in Eukaryota, Metazoa, Chordata, Mammalia, Rodentia, Cricetidae. The coding region runs from base 371 to 2392 and encodes 673 amino acids. Gene Ontology annotation, cellular component: cytosol; peroxisomal membrane. The record is from RefSeq and is a predicted model, not a curated record. Gene Ontology annotation, biological process: protein import into peroxisome matrix, docking. The transcript is spliced from 17 exons.